Molecule: messenger RNA, 558 nt
Organism: Linum trigynum
Lineage: Eukaryota; Viridiplantae; Streptophyta; Magnoliopsida; Malpighiales; Linaceae
Source: the annotation of a GenBank genome assembly
AUGGGAGGUGGGAAGGAUAAGCAUAAUGAGGAUCAAGAUAAGGGAUUGUUCAGUCAUUUGGGAGGGCACGGAGGUCCUCCAGGUGGCUACUACCCUCCGCCACCUGGCGCCUACCCUGGAGCUCCUCCUCACGGCUACCCUCCGCAACAGGGUGGCUACCCUCCGCAAGGGUACCCGCCACAGCACGGCUACCCUCCGCAACAGGGUGGUUACCCUCCACAAGGGUACCCUCCUCAGGGUUACCCUCCUGCUGGUUACCCCGCUGGAUCGUCUCACCACACAGGUCAUGGCGGACUAGGGGCAGUGAUUGCUGGGGGUGCAGCAGCAGCUGCAGCUGCUAUGGGUGCUCACCAUGUUAGCCACAGCGGCGGCGGCGGCUACGGCCACAGUGGCGGCCAUGGUGGUGUUGCUCACUAUGGCGGUGGAUACGGGCAUGGACAUGGUGGCAAGUUCAAGCACGGGAAGCAUGGCAAGUUCAAGCAUGGUGGCAAGUUCAAGCACGGGAAGCAUGGGAAGGGCGGGAUGUUCGGUGGAGGCAAGUUCAAGAAGUGGAAAUGA